Messenger RNA from Pyricularia pennisetigena, 690 nucleotides. RefSeq lists its product as uncharacterized. Bases 1 to 690 code for a protein of 229 amino acids. The record is from RefSeq and is a predicted model, not a curated record. Lineage: Eukaryota; Fungi; Ascomycota; Sordariomycetes; Magnaporthales; Pyriculariaceae. The transcript has a single exon.
AUGUGCCACUACGAUGACCCAGACCUGCUAACCUGUCAGUCCUGCCGCACCCCCUACUCCGACCCGUCCACAUGGGAGGUCAUGACCCACUGCGCGGCCUUCCUCGCAGGCCCCCGCGUGCUUUUGCGCUGCAGCGAGGAGCCGACCUUCCCCGGGCAGUCCUUGGGGGUGACCCCAGAGGGCGACCUGUGCAGGCGGUGCACAAUGAUAAAGAACGCCAGAGAAGCUGACCUCGAGAACAAUAGCAACAGCAGCAGCGGCGACGGCACCCCGGAAGCGGACCCCGCAGCCACCCAAGACGGCGCGAGCCCGGCCCCGACACGCAAGAAGGAGCGCCUGGAGCGGCUCAAGCGCAUGGGGACGGCGCGCACGGCGCGGUGGGCGGCGCACGGGAUGGCGCACGCGCACGCGGGGCGGCCGGUCAACGCGGACGGGCCGCUGGGGGAGGAUUCGGAGUGCGUGCCGCACAGCUGCCCGUUUGCGCGUCGGUGUCGGUACGGGUGCGCGUCGAUGCGGGCGAGGUUGAAGGCGCAGCAGAUGGAGAACAUGCUGCUGCCGCGGGGCCGGCCGGAGGACCUGGUUGAUGGGGACGGGGCCGGCGGGGACGAGGUGCCGCGGGUGCCGCGCUGCCCGUUUACGUACUACUGUCCGAUCAACUGCAUGGGUAUGUAUCUGCGUAAGCUCGAGUGA